CCUUUCCUUCUGUACUCUCAAUUCCACCAAUUCACACAUACACAUAACUAGCCAUGGGUAAAGCCAAACGCACACGCAAGUUCGCUGAGGUCAAGCGGAUGAUCAACCCGAAGGAUAUGCGUCUGAAGCAGAACCAGAAGAAGAAGGAGGAGGUGAAGAAGAAGGAAGAGGAGAAGCAGAUCAACCACGUGCAGCGCGAGGCGUCAAACAUGUUCUUCAAGUACAACACUGCGCUCGGACCACCGUACCACGUAAUUGUGGAUACCAAUUUCAUAAACUUUUCGUUGCAGAACAAGCUGGAGCUGGUGCGCGGCAUGAUGGACUGUCUGUACGCCAAGUGCAUCCCGUGCAUAACAGACUGCGUGCUGGCGGAGCUGGAGAAGCUGGGCCCCAAAUACCGCAUUGCACUCCGGGUGGCCAGGGAUCCGCGGUUUGAGCGGCUGCCGUGCACACACAAGGGUACGUACGCUGACGACUGCAUCGUGCAGCGCGUCAAUCAGCACCGGUGCUAUAUUGUGGCAACUUGCGACAAGGAUUUGAAGCGCAGGAUCAGAAAGAUUCCUGGCGUGCCCAUCAUGUUUAUUGUCAAUCACAAGUAUACUAUCGAGCGACUGCCGGACGCGUACGGGGCACCCAAGCCGACGGGCAAGUGAGCAAGCGCAGCUGUUCCGGCGAUGCACGGCGAUAUCGGAGUGAUUCGCCAGGGGCGUCGACAGGAGUGCGUCUGGGGAAGCCACGGUGAUCUUUUGCAUGUAAAUGGCAGGUUUAUUUUUAACGUCGUGUUUGUUUACAAAUUUGCCGAAAGGAACUGAGAAGAUGGAUGGGGACUUGUUUCACUGACGCAAAUACGGAAGGAAAGAAAAGUGAGGAUAUGUGAGAA
Molecule: messenger RNA, 880 nt
Organism: Linderina pennispora
Lineage: Eukaryota; Fungi; Kickxellomycota; Kickxellomycetes; Kickxellales; Kickxellaceae
Product: Fcf1-domain-containing protein
Exons: 1
Coding region: 54-653 (199 amino acids)
Cellular component (GO): small-subunit processome; nucleolus
Source: RefSeq, a predicted model, not a curated record